AUGUCUUUGAUUGUAGAUCAAGAUUCAAAUUUCAAACACUUUUGCAAAAUUUGCGAAAAAGGAUUUAUGUGUGGAAGAGCAUUAGGAGGCCACAUGAGGACUCAUGGAACUGGAGACGAGAUUGAGUCCUUAGAUAAUGAUUGGGAGGAGAAAGACGUUGGUUCUAACGGAGGUACUUCGCCACCAAACAACAAAAGAAUGUAUGGCCUAAGAGUAAAGCCAAAUAGGCCAGGGACUAGCAAAGGUUCUGAAAAUUGUGGUAUGGAAUCUUUAUCUUGUAAAUCAUUUUUAGAUCACGGUAAAUGCAUCUGUCAUGAUGAUGUUAAAAAUGUUUUAUCAUCCCCUAAUACGGAAGGAGAGGGUAAGGCUGUCGAUAAAAGUAGUUGGCUUAAACAUAAACGAAAACGGUCAUUAAGAAAUAAAGUUGAGAAUUAUACAACAACUAAUAUGUCUCCAUCAAACGAGGAACAAGAUCUUGCAGCUGAUUGCUUAAUGAUGUUGUCUAAUGCCGUCGAAAGCAAUACAAUGGCUGAACAAAUCGAAGAUUCAUUUGCUUCCUCGAGUAGACAGGAGGAAAAUAAGAGAAAUUGUUUUUUAGAACCUUUUAUAUCACACCAGGUGAAAGAUGGUUUCGCUGUGAAUGAGUUUUAUGAUAACGAUAUUAUGAACUUAACCCCUGAUUCUCAUACAAAAGGAUUGUUUGAAUGUAAAGCGUGCAAAAAAGUAUUCAAUUCUCACCAAGCCUUAGGAGGUCAUAGGGCAAGUCAUAAAAAAGUUAAAGGUUGUUUUGCAGUAAGGUUAGAUAAUAAUUCAUCUACAGUGAAUGAUGAAGUUCAAGAGUUGAUGAGAUCGAUAAAAGCAUCUCAUGGUGAGUCUAAUAAUCCUAUGCAAGAGCAAGCAAUAAGUAAGGGAUCAAAAUCUAAUGUUCAUCAAUGUUCAGUUUGUGAUAGGAAAUUUUCAUCUGGACAAGCUUUAGGUGGUCAUAAAAGAUGUCAUUGGCUCACCCCAUCUAUUUACAAUCAAAUUCAUCAAUUUAAUCCACUUUUUGCUGUUUAUAAUCAUCCAAGUAUUCUUGAGGAUCAUCAAAUUCAAUUACAUACUAAAAUUCCUACAUUAAAUGAUCACAAAGUUUCGACACGUGAAACAUUCAACAGUUCUUUAUGUGCUGAGAGGAGAAUAAAAACAUUGAAACAGGCCCGUGACCCCACCCGCCGGCAUAAAAAACCCCAUGGGGAAAAAGCCAGACAGCACAGGGGUGUGCUAUGCAUAUGGAAGAGUAUACACCAUGAUCGCUAUAUUACAUCGAUUUAUGUAUGGAUGGAGGCAUUAGAGACAAAUAAUCACCUUACACACCAAUUCUACGAAAACAAAAAAACAGCCUUUAAACCAAAUUCAGAAUUUCCUAUAACUCCAUGUGAUGGUAUAACAGUUAGGCCCAUCAUUUCCUUUGCCCAUAUACCGAUCCUGAUUUCCUGA
Messenger RNA from Amaranthus tricolor (Joseph's coat), 1476 nucleotides. Its product is annotated as zinc finger protein ZAT9-like. The record is from RefSeq and is a predicted model, not a curated record. Lineage: Eukaryota; Viridiplantae; Streptophyta; Magnoliopsida; Caryophyllales; Amaranthaceae. The transcript is spliced from 2 exons. Bases 1 to 1476 code for a protein of 491 amino acids.